AUGCUAUGCGCCAGGGAGCGCCAGGAACGCUCUGCUGCUUCUCUGGAGAGGCAGUUUGUCUACCGAGCGCCCUGGGCGCCUCGAGCGUCCAGAGCGUCUGGCGGAGGUUGCGGGUUUGCUGAUGUAGCCGGGAAACGAGCCUGCGAAUUGGAACUGCCACCACAAGUCAAAAUCCAUAAUGUGUUCCACAUUGAGCUCUUGGAACAUUACCGACAAAGCAGUAUUCCAGGCCGCGAACAACGUCCCCCGACUCCCAAAGAGGUCGAUAAGGAAGGAGAGGUUCUGUACGAAGUAGAAAGUAUUGUGGGAAGCUGGAAGAGCAGAAGAGGAUUAGUGGAAUACCUGGUGAAAUGGCGGGGCUAUUCGAUGAGCGACUGCACGUACCAAGUCUUGGACGCUAUGAAUGAGGAGGUACUUGAUCUAGUCCGCGACUUUCAUCGAAGGAACCCCAAGGCCGUGAAGGACCAACGCCUGAGACUAUAG
Messenger RNA from Morchella sextelata, 483 nucleotides. RefSeq lists its product as uncharacterized. The coding region runs from base 1 to 483 and encodes 160 amino acids. The record is from RefSeq and is a predicted model, not a curated record. Lineage: Eukaryota; Fungi; Ascomycota; Pezizomycetes; Pezizales; Morchellaceae. The transcript has a single exon.